Haliaeetus leucocephalus (bald eagle) is the source of this 2275-nucleotide messenger RNA. It is a transcript of the gene MAPDA, whose product is annotated as adenosine deaminase-like. Gene Ontology annotation, molecular function: adenosine deaminase activity. Gene Ontology annotation, biological process: adenosine catabolic process; inosine biosynthetic process. Lineage: Eukaryota; Metazoa; Chordata; Aves; Accipitriformes; Accipitridae. The transcript has 10 exons. The coding region runs from base 632 to 1591 and encodes 319 amino acids. The record is from RefSeq and is a predicted model, not a curated record.
GAAGGGUGUGCCUUACUUUUAGGCUAUAUCUGUGCUGUCGCUGGGUACGUGUUACGGCGGUCUUAUCGGUGUUCCCGUCCGGGACGUGCAAAACAGCAGAUGGCACGUACUCCAACCGAGAGCUUAGGCCAUAAAUGCACAGGUGCACCGUCAAAACCUCUGCGAAUUACACCGUCCCUGCUUGUCUUCUCGUGCGCCGUUUCAGUAGGAUGUUUUUCAGGGUUUGCGCUUAAUGUCUAGCAGAAGUCGGUGAGGCAUCUCGCUUGUAAGACUGUGAAAAACUUCAUGCGGUAGUAGCAGUAGUAAUAUGUAUCGGGCUUGAUUUCCAGAGGUGGUAAGCAGCCAUAGCUCCGGGUGUUUAGUUGGAGUCACGCGCCUCCACAGCUUAAGAGAAUCUGACCCCUUUUCCUCUGCUAGUCAAUUUAAUACUUCCAGAUAGGAAUCUGAAAUGUAAUACUUCACAAAAUUAAAAUAACUGAUCUUGAAGGAGUUAAAAUUUCAACACCUUUUCCAAUCAAAGGCUUGAGGAAAUACUUCCCUAAUUUUUCUUUUCCCAGUGAGAAGGGGUGCGUUCCAGGGGGACGAGGGGGAACUUCAUGCUCAUUUGAACGGCUGUAUCAGUUCUGCCACUAUGAAGAAACUUAUGGCCCAGAAGCCAUACCUUCAGAUCCAGAACGGCAUGACCAUGAUUGACAAAGGAAAGAAAAGAACCUUAGAUGAAUGUUUUCAGAUGUUUCAGAUCAUCUAUCAGAUUACCACUAGGACUGAAGAUAUUUUACUGAUAACUAAAGAUGUUAUUAAAGAAUUUGCUGAUGAUGGUGUCAAGUAUCUGGAAUUGAGGAGCACUCCUAGAGAAGAAAAGUCCACAGGUAUGACCAAAAGGAUGUAUGUUGAAACUGUACUUGAGGGUAUAAAGCAGUGUAAAGAAGAAGGCUUGGAGAUAGAUGUAAGACUGUUAAUAGCAAUAAAUAGACGAGGUGGCCCGGCAGUUGCAAAGCAGACUGUUAAACUUGCUGAAGAGUUCCUUCUCUCCACUGAUGGGGUUGUAGUAGGACUUGACCUCAGUGGUGAUCCCACCGCAGGACAUGGUCAAGAUUUUUUGGAACCGCUCUUGGAAGCAAAAAAAGCAGGUCUAAGGCUGGCACUGCAUCUUUCAGAGAUUCCAAAUCAAGAAGAGGAGACCAAAAUUCUCCUGGGCCUGCCUCCUGACAGAAUUGGACAUGGAACAUUUCUCAACUCUGCAACAGCAGGUUCAGAAGAGUUAGUGCCACUUGUUCGACAGAAUCAUAUACCUAUCGAACUUUGCAUGACAUCAAACAUCAAAACUCAGACAGUGCCUUCCUGUGACAAACACCAUUUUGGAUACUGGUACAACAUGGGCCACCCUACAGUGCUUUGUACAGAUGAUAAAGGCGUCUUUGCAACAGAUCUAUCGCAAGAAUACGAGCUGGUUGCAAAAACAUUUAAUCUGACUCGAUCACAGAUGUGGGAUCUUUCCUAUGAAUCAAUCAACUAUAUCUUUGCUUCAAGUGUAGUAAAAUCAAAGCUAAGGGAACAGUGGUGUAAACUGAAGCCAACUCUGUUUUGUUAAACUGUUGUUCUGAAUGGCUUGGGUGUAUUAGCUUAGCUAAGCAACAUUUUUUACUGAAGUCCCUGGCUUUUUUCAGACUUCAGGUUUAUAAAUCCAGCCCAUAAACUGUGCCUGUGCAAAAUGAAGAUGACAGGAAUGCAUCCUUUGUUAGUGGGGACAGAAGUAAAUGUUCUUUUGUAGUUGGGAAGGGCUCUCAACCAGUGACUGAAAUUCCAAAUGUGUCGUCAUGUCAUUUCUCUCCAGUUGAUAGGACAUUUUUAAAAAAUACUUAGUUGAAAUACCUUACCAUACUACAAACAUUUGAGAGUCAGAGGAAAAUAAAGGCACAGCUGUUAGGGUUUAAAAUGUCUCUGUUGGCAGCAUGACACCAAGCAGUUUGUAUGUAUGGUGUGUAUAUUUGGUUUUUAUAUUGUUUUUAAACAGAAGUUUUGAGCAAUUGAUGGAACGUGAAGACAGAAACAAGCUCAGGGAGAAUGAAAUGUUUGUCCCAAAGGAAUUAAACAUUGCAUCCGUUUUUACUGGCGUACACGUAUGACUGAAGCCUGGUGUGGACUGUGUAGCACAUGUGGUGGUGCCUGUUGAUGCACUCGGCAGCGGUGGUAUUUAGCCAAAGCUGAGAAUCUGGAAUGGCUUAGCAAACUGUGAGCUACCUGGGGGAAAUGGUCUAAUUCUUAAAAUGCUUUU